This is a messenger RNA of Thermothelomyces thermophilus ATCC 42464, 2212 nucleotides long. RefSeq lists its product as uncharacterized. Gene Ontology annotation, molecular function: protein binding. Bases 293 to 2212 code for a protein of 639 amino acids. The record is from RefSeq and is a predicted model, not a curated record. The transcript is spliced from 2 exons. NCBI's taxonomy places the organism in Eukaryota, Fungi, Ascomycota, Sordariomycetes, Sordariales, Chaetomiaceae.
GCGGGCUGUCAUCCUGCGUGUUCCCGCGCGCGCCUUCGUCUUAGCUGGAAAUAGUUAACCGCCGUUGAAGAUCUUUCGACAAAGUGUGGAGGGGGCUAUCAGGGUUCGACGGACCCUUCCCGCUGAUCCACAGCCACGAGCGCCGAUCUCCCUCCGCCCGAGUCAAGGCGGGCGGUCACUAUCGAAAGCAAACCGGUCAGCGGUCCCGAACUUUUAGAAGUUCUUUGCACGCUCCAUUUGUUUGCACCAUCACCGCCACCACCAUCACCACAAUAACGACGACGACGCAAAGAUGGAGCCGCACGCCUAUACCACGGACGAGAUGGACGAUAUGGCGGAGAGGCUGAGCCGCUUGAGCUCGGGAACGUCCAACAUGUCGCGCCAUGUGCCAUCACUGACUUCAUCCAUGGACGAACGAUACGACAGCCGGCGCAGGGUCCCGUCGGGCGGCGUGGCCCCGCCUCCCACUCCUGACUCGCCACGCUAUCUCGGCCAGGACGACGUCUUCCGCAUACCGACCUACGACCCGGCCGCGCGACCUGGCAUGGCGCUACCGAUGCAGCCUCCCGUGGCACCGAGAACCCCGGCGUUCCACAGAAAAGAUUCGUACACGUCAGAAAGACGCCCGUCCAAGGGCUCAUCAGCCGGCUACAGCCUGUACCCCGCAGCGCCCACGCCCAGACCUACCAAGCCGCUGCCGCCGUUGCCCAUGCUGAAUCGCCAAACCUCACGCCGUUCGUCAUCGCAGCCGUCGCUAGAAGAAUCCGACAUCGGAUCCGGCGACACCUCCCGGUAUUCGCAGUCGUCGAGGGGGAGCACGCUGGAGCGCGUGCCCACAUCCGGCAGCGCCACGCCGUCGUCGGGUGCCGCCGGGUUCAGCCCAAUUCCCCCAAUGGUCAGCGAGUUCCGUGCGCGGCCCCCACAAAUGCAACCACAGGGUGCACAGCACGGGCCCCUGUCUGUCUCGCUAGUGCCCUGGAAGCAACUCAUGGCAACCAACGACAAGCCGCUCAAAGAGCCGGCCGUCUACUACUUUGACAUCUCCACCACGUCUGCGACCCUUGCCAGCAAGCAUGGCAAUAACAUCAUCAGGAUAUGGUCCGUCGGCAGUGGCGAGGUGCAGAACAGCCUCAAGGUAUCCUGCUACACCAACGCUCAGCCGCGGUCCCGCGAGUACUUUGUCCGCAGCCACGCCAUCCUGUCGGAGCCCUCCAAUUUGAUCGCCGUCGCCACCGGCUUUGGCGACACCCUCGAAAUAUGGGACUGGGGCAAGAAGAAGAAGCUCCAAUCGAUCGUUUCGGCCAACCGCUGGGCCGCCGUCCGCUCCAACGUGAUGGAGGCCGGCUGGUGCCCGCUCGUGACCUACAAUGGUGAUGCAGACACACUCGACCUGUACGCGGCCACGCACAACCCCAAGAAACCCUUCAAGAAGACGCGGUCCAUCGAGCUCCGCAAGGCGCCUGGCCUCCCGCUCAUCCCCAAAUACCCGGAACUCGCCUUCUCCGCCACGGGACCCCUCCUCGUCACCGCCUCGGGUCCGCGGCCGCCCCGGCCGGGCCACCCCCCACCCGAGCGCGAGACCCUGCUGACGGCGUGGGAGAUCCACGACGGGGCUCCCGUUUCAAACACCCCUUACAAGGUGGUCGCCCCCUGGCAGCACGCCGAGCUGGACACGGCCCUGCCGUCGGGACUGGCCACCUACGGCUCGGUGGCCGUCUCGAUCUGGAUCCCGGCGUCGUACCGCGCCGUGCCCAUCCCGCCCGACCGCGCCAGCGCCACGGGCCGCGGCGGCUUCAACCUCGCCCCCGUCCCCGUCCACCACAGGUACGUCCUCGUCUGGGACUUUUCGGCAUCGUCGACCAAGACAUUCCGCAUCCCGAACGCUACCUCGUGCGUCUCGCCCGACUGCCGCUUCGUCGCGUACUGCGACGCCUCGGGUGUCGAGAGUGGGGCGCGUGGAUGCCUGGCGCUGCUGGACGCCAUGACGGGGCGACAGUUGUGGUGCUGGCCCGAUCCCGAGGCCGGCCUGCUGGACGCCACGGGGGAUGGGUCCAAGGUGCAGGCGGCGCUGGGGGACCUGAGCAAGAUCACGGAGAUGUGCUUCUCGGCGGACGGCGGGUUCCUGUUUAUUGGCGAUUCAGACGGGAAAAUUGCCGUGUUCGAGGUUCGGGAAGGGGGCGGAGAUGGGGUGAGUUUGAAGGGAUUCAGGUGA